Halteromyces radiatus is the source of this 183-nucleotide messenger RNA. RefSeq names its product ribosomal L29e protein family-domain-containing protein. Gene Ontology annotation, biological process: cytoplasmic translation. Gene Ontology annotation, molecular function: structural constituent of ribosome. The record is from RefSeq and is a predicted model, not a curated record. The coding region runs from base 1 to 183 and encodes 60 amino acids. NCBI's taxonomy places the organism in Eukaryota, Fungi, Mucoromycota, Mucoromycetes, Mucorales, Cunninghamellaceae. Gene Ontology annotation, cellular component: ribosome; cytosolic large ribosomal subunit. The transcript has 3 exons.
AUGGCCAAGUCCAAGAACCACACUAACCACAACCAAAACAAGAAGGCUCACCGUAACGGCAUCAAGAAGCCUCGUCAACACAAGUACCCCUCUCUUAAGGGUGUGGAUGCCAAGUUCCUCCGUAACCAACGUUUCGCCAAGAAGGGUACUCAAAAGGCUCUCCUCGCUGCUUCUCAAAAAUAG